GAAACCAAAGAAAUCAAAAACGGUUUCAAAAUAAAUAUUACGUAUCAAAUUAAUAUAUAUGGAUCAUUCCAUCGUACACUUCGUUAUCAACAGCUUUAUCAUUUUCAUAUUUAGUUCAAAAAAGUAUUUAGUGCAAAUUCAUUACCCAAUUUUUCACCUCAAAAAUUUUUUCCAAUAAAUUCAAUCAACGUAGCAGAACGACGAUUACAGCUAGAAAAAUAUAUUCAAAUCGUAAGCCAAGAUUCACAAAUUCAACAAGAAUCACAUAACAAUAAUAAUGACAACAAUUUGGAUAUUUAUCAAUUAGAUUGGCAGCCAAUUCGAUUGACGACUAAUGGUCAAGAAAAUAGUGAAAAUGUAUUGCGAAAAUUUUGUCAAACAAUUCAAAUGAAUUCGAAUCAUGUUUCAUAUUUUGCAUUAUUUUUAAUCGAACGUUUUAUCAUGAUUGAUAAUAAUGAUAAUGAUAAGAAUAAGCCAAAACAUUUUCGUAUCAUAAGACGAUUACAAAAUUUCGAAUGACCAUUAUUAACAUUACGAACAAUUCAAAAUAGAAUGGUUACUUCAAAUCAACAGCAUAAUAAUAUUAUAAUCAUUAUAUAUAAAUCAUAUUUUAAUAUUGAAUUCGAUCAGGAUUUAUUUGAUGAUCAAAUUGCAUUGAAUUGUAUAUUUCUACAAACUGUACAAGAUAUUGAAAUUUGUCAUAUUGUUUGUAAUGAUCAUGAUACCAGAAGACGAUUAUAUCAUUUGAAAAUGAAGCCAGAUAAAUUAGAGUAUAUUCGAUUAAAAUUACAAAAAUUUUAUGGCUAUUUUCAUUUUGAAUCAUGUUAUUGUGAUCUACCAUCAAUGCCAGCCAAAGCGAAUGUAACAAUUUUCGCUGGUAAUCAAGAGCUUAUAAUUCGUGUCGACAAUCAAGAUGUAAUUAUAAUUAUGUUUUUUAAUUGUUAUUAUUCAUUUUAUAGCAAGAAUAUAGUUUUCGUAUAA
Messenger RNA from Dermatophagoides pteronyssinus (European house dust mite), 981 nucleotides. RefSeq names its product sorting nexin 17 (gene Snx17). Lineage: Eukaryota; Metazoa; Arthropoda; Arachnida; Sarcoptiformes; Pyroglyphidae. Gene Ontology annotation, molecular function: phosphatidylinositol binding. Gene Ontology annotation, cellular component: early endosome. The record is from RefSeq and is a predicted model, not a curated record. Gene Ontology annotation, biological process: endocytic recycling; intracellular protein transport.